Messenger RNA from Lasiosphaeria miniovina, 1795 nucleotides. RefSeq names its product armadillo-type protein. Lineage: Eukaryota; Fungi; Ascomycota; Sordariomycetes; Sordariales; Lasiosphaeriaceae. Gene Ontology annotation, molecular function: protein binding; nuclear import signal receptor activity. Gene Ontology annotation, cellular component: nucleoplasm; nucleus; cytoplasm. The transcript is spliced from 2 exons. The record is from RefSeq and is a predicted model, not a curated record. Gene Ontology annotation, biological process: NLS-bearing protein import into nucleus. The coding region runs from base 280 to 1674 and encodes 464 amino acids.
GCCGCUUGCUGUGGUCCCCCCUGCUGGCCGCUCUCCCCCCUCCCCCUCCUUCCUCCCAAAGAACCCAUCACAGGCAAGCGACCACGUUUAAGACCCCGCGCUUUACUGUGCUCUGCUCUGCCAUGUCCGCAUUUUCUGCUGCCCAUUGCGCAACGGCCUGUGCAUCGGAGUGUGGGCGACUGUGGUCGCGAUGCUACUCGCCGUCUUGGUUCUGGACAAUUACCGCUCGCGAAAUGUCGGCUAACAUAACACGUACAGCUCAAUGAGGACCUCCCGCACAUGGUCCAGGGUGUUUUCUCCGACCAGAUUGACCUCCAGAUUCAAGCUACCACCAAAUUCCGCAAGCUCCUCUCCAAAGAGCGCAACCCCCCAAUCGAAGAGGUCAUCAAGACUGGCGUCGUCAGCCGUUUCGUCGAGUUCCUCCGGUCCCCGCAUACGCUUGUGCAGUUUGAGGCCGCCUGGGCAUUGACCAAUAUCGCGUCCGGCUCGGCCACCCAGACCCAGGUUGUUAUCGAGGCUGGCGCUGUGCCCAUUUUCGUUGAGCUUCUUGCAAGCCCCGAGCCCGACGUCCGCGAACAGGCGGUAUGGGCGCUGGGCAACAUUGCCGGCGACAGCCCCCAGUGCCGCGAUUACGUUCUCGGCCAGGGUGCUCUGCGGCCUUUGUUGACCCUCCUUGGCGACAGCCGGAAGCUUAGCAUGCUUAGAAACGCCACCUGGACCCUAAGCAACUUUUGUCGCGGGAAGACGCCUCAACCCGACUGGAACACUAUUGCUCCCGCCCUUCCCAUCCUCGGAAAGCUUGUCUACUCUCUCGACGACGAGGUGUUGAUUGAUGCCUGCUGGGCCAUCUCCUAUCUGUCGGACGGGUCCAACGACAAGAUCCAGGCCGUCAUCGAGGCGGGCAUUCCCCGCCGUCUGGUGGAGCUUCUCAUGCACGCCUCGACGUCGGUUCAGACACCUGCCCUUCGUUCGGUUGGCAACAUCGUUACCGGUGAUGAUGUGCAGACACAGGUUAUCAUUAACUGCGGCGCCCUUCCCUGUCUGCUCUCUCUGCUGAGCUCUAACAAGGACGGGAUUCGCAAGGAAGCUUGCUGGACCAUUUCUAACAUUACGGCUGGGAACUCGGCGCAGAUCCAGUCGGUCAUCGAUGCCAACAUCAUUCCUCCGCUGAUCCAUCUUCUUUCUAAUGGAGAUCUCAAGACGCGGAAGGAAGCGUGCUGGGCCAUCAGCAACGCCACCUCUGGCGGCCUGCAGAAGCCCGAGCAGAUCAGGUAUCUGGUUUCGCAGGGUUGCAUCAAGCCGCUGUGCGACCUCCUGGCCUGCCCCGACAACAAGAUCAUCCAAGUCGCCCUAGACGGCCUCGAGAACAUUCUCAAGGUUGGAGAUCUCGAUAAGCAGGCUGCCGGCGACGGCCCCGACUCGAUCAACCGCUACGCCCUCUUCAUUGAGGAGUGUGGUGGCAUGGAGAAGAUCCACGACUGCCAGACGAACGCGAACGAGGAGAUUUACAUGAAGGCGUACAACAUUAUUGAGAAGUACUUUUCGGACGAGGAGGAAGCUACCGACGAGGCCAUGGGCCAGGCGCAGCAGUUUGGCUUCGGCGCCAAUGGCGCCGGUGCUCAACAAGGCGGUUUCAGCUUCGGUGCCAAUGGUACCGAGUCUAUGGACAUGUAGAGCCGUUCUAGCCAUGAGACCCUGCACCUCGGCCACGACGCCCCAUGGCGGGUACUUGAGUCGGAAAUGACAGACAAGGAGAGAUAGACUUGAGACAACCUCGACUUGCUGUUGACUUCUG